Seminavis robusta is the source of this 5259-nucleotide messenger RNA. The record is from the annotation of a GenBank genome assembly. NCBI's taxonomy places the organism in Eukaryota, Bacillariophyta, Bacillariophyceae, Naviculales, Naviculaceae.
AUGCCCUCCAAAAAGAAGAAACAGCAAGAACCGCCUCCACCAGAGGAAGAGGAGGAAGAAGAAGUAGUACUGGAUGAUUUGGAACCCUCUCAGUGGAAACGAGAGGGACAUCCAUGGGUUGAUAAAAAACUAAAUGUCGCAUGCACAUGGGCGAUUCAACCCUCUCGCAACUUGGCCACUCAUGCCAAGCUCACGGGGACCAUUACGGGAUUUGCACCCACGGAAGAUGAUCGUCGAUUGCCCGCUCUCGGCAGAGUGGCCUUUGAAAAUCCCAUUGCCAACAAUAAUAGGAAGGGUGCAACUACAAUACUCGCCAUGGAUUUGACCGGGACCGAAAUCAAUGACUUGCAACGACAAACAACGACCACAGAAGACAAUAAUAAUAAUGCACUGGUCGUGGCCAAUCCCGUGCCACAACUCUUGCCCACUAUUCAAGAACGAUAUCAACGACGAUUGGAACAUCACAUGAUGGAACACAUCCUACCACCUCUCGUGGCGUUGGCGGCAUUGGAAGAAGCCACGGUACAUCUCGUACGACAACGGAUUGCACAAGAAGAUGCCGAAAUGGCGGCAAGGGCCAACAGCAGCAAUAACCACAAGCAGCAGCGCAAUGUCAAUCCCCAUCCACCUCUUUACUAUACCAAACCACCCAACACCUACUUGACACAGCCCCAAUGGUCCGAGGAGACAACCGCCUCCACCACAUCCGCCAACAACAAUCACAACAAUCACAGUAGCAAGGACCCCAUGAAGGAACACUUGAUAUCCACACCCGCAGCUUGGAUGGCACGCAUCAAACAGGGAUGUCAACUCGCCUACAAUGAGUAUCUCAUACAACAACAGCAAGAACAGCUACAACGACAACAGUUUGACGAUGCAAGUGCCGAAGCGGGACGCAGAUCCUCUAGUCGGAUUGCACGCAUUACCACGGAACAGCAACAAGAUAUUGAUCGGAACAAACGUGGCGGCGGCAAUACGAAUAAUAAUCAGCAACAGGGAGUCGAAAUCUAUCUCAAGGGACAUCGCAUUGCCAAGUUUCUAAGAGAACAGCAAGACCAGAAACUGUGGCAAAACCAACGACAAAGACUGGAAACAGAAGAAGCAGAAGAAAACGGUCAGGAGGAAAAAGACGACGACGACGAAGAAGAAAUAGAAGACGAAGAUGACGUCGAUUUGUUCAAUCCAUACCUCUAUCCAACCUAUGGGGAUGUCCUCAAAAGCGUACGAAAGCUACGUCUCGAUGACAUUCAAAAUUCCAUUCCGUACUGGUGUCAGGAAGACACCAAUCGGACUCCUCAGAAGAAACGGCGAAAGGACGACGAGGAUGACAUGGAAAAUGUAUUGGAGGUGAACGUGUUGCCUUUGGAUACGCUCACGUUGGGGAUCCCCCCAGCAGACGAAGAAGAAGAAGCAAAGAAGGAAGCCGAUGACAAAAUGGAACUGGAGGAGGACAAACCCGACAUCAAGGCGGAACAGCCUGCCACUGUCAAAACAGAACAGGAGAAUGACAAGAAACCCGCGGCCUCCUCCAGCGAUGGAAGCGCCAACAAGCCAGAGGAAGCAACGUCGUCGAAAAAGCCAGAUGAAGCAGCCUCCCUGUCCAAAGCUCCCGACACUGCUGCUUCGUCUUCCGAGCCUGCAGCUAAGGAUGGAAAAGACAACGACAAGGAUCCGCCGCAAAAAGUGACAUCCAGCAACAAAGCCACUGAGCAAGUGCCGGCGGCUGCAAAAUCUGAUACUGCUGCCGCUAGCAAUGGAGACACGGCAGCUGCAAAGGAAGAGAACACCCCCGAGGGAACCACCAAAGACGAUUUGGCUACUGACGAUGACGGUAAAGACUCCAAACCACCCGCCAAAAAGAAGAAGAAUGGAGGCAAAGAAGACGGCGAUGCGAAAGACGAGGAAGAAGACGGUGAUGAUGAUGACGAAGACGAAGAAACAGAUGCCCCCACUGAAAAUCUAAUCGUCCAGUGGCAGGUCCCCGAAACGAUCGAAAAGGCUCCCGCCAGAAAGCAAAUCUACAAACACCUGCAGACCCAGGAUCACUACACAUUUGGGCGCUACACUUUCUUGCUUCGAAGAAAGGAUGAAGAGAACGAACGCCUUCGCGGUGGGUUGGAACAACAACAAGGGCCCAAUGAAGAAGAGCUACAGCGGCAGGCGGAAGAACAAGCCAGACGAACAGCUGCCAACAGAGCAUUUAACAAUCGAAAAGCGUGGGACAAAUGGCGUUUCGAAGGGAUUCAUGGGGGUCACACCGUUUGGCCAAGCUGGCAGGAUUCGGUCCAGAAGUGGCAAUCGGAAAGGAAUGCCGAGCAGCAGCAGGAAUCCUCAACCAACGAGCAGGCCGUGACUACUGAUCAAGUCGACGCGGACCAUGCGAAAGCUCUGGAAUUGGCAAAGAAGGAACAAGACGAAGAAGCGGCCAUCGCAGCUGCCGCUGGGGGUGGGCGCCGAACGCGCAGAAAGGGAGCUUCGUCUGGAGGAACUGUCUUCUAUGGACAAUCGUCCCAGUUGACUGCGAAGCAGCUGGUCGAGCUUAUUCUGCGACUCUGUUCGGAGAAAUCAGCACCCAACAUUUUGUACUUACAGUCGAUCGUUGCCGAGGAUGGAACGCAAGACCCAGUGCGUCGUCUUCGAGCUGCUUUAGGGAAGCUAGUCUGGAGACGAAACCAGCUUGCUCGUCUUUCACCCAGUACGGAGUGGACAGACAAGAAACUUCUGGACACAGUUUGGGAAAAGCCAUUGCUCACGAUGGCUCCCGCAGAACCAACAGCUGCAGCCGCUGGAACGGGUGAUGUUGCCAUGCAAGAUGCAGCUGACGAUGGAGAAGCCAAACGGCGGCCAACAACCGAAGCGGAAGCGCUUGUUGAGUACCUUCGAAACCUUCACAAUACAGAACUGCUACUCCGCAAGAUUGUGCUCGAGCACUUGACCGAGAUACCCAUACCAAUUGUUGCCACAGCCGCAGACGAAAAGAAGAACUCCAACGAGGGUUACGAUAGUGCAGAUUUUGAGGACCAGUCCGAAAUCGAAUGGCUCACCGAAGGCCACGAGCUCAUUGGAAAGCACCUAUUCCGCCCUCGACAAAUGGAUAACACCAACGACCUCAGCACGUGCGAGUGGUUCACCAUCAGGGCAUACGUCCCGUCCGUUGGUGAUACCUCCGCGCAGAAUGUACCCGGUUCCGCCGUAACUGAGUCUCCGCUGGUUGAAAGGCGAGCGCGGUUCCGAGCAGCACCUUUUUUAGAGGCAGACGCUGGAGAAGUCGAGUUUGCGGAUGAAGAGUAUCUGGUUCUCACGGAGGCCCAGGCCCAUGCAGGAAUCAAAGCGGCUGGCUUGGAGCAAGUCAACAUCGACAGGGAAGAAGAGGAGGAACAAGUCAGUAUCAUAGACCACCCCUUCGCUGGUAGUGGUUUGAGUGCCCGGAUCACGCUCUACCCAGUUCGAGGCAAGAAGUCAGCAGAACCAAUGGAAUACACCGUCGUUGGCCACGACAGCAUUCUUGGCGCCGAAGGCAAGGAAACCGUCCAUCGAAUCCUUAUCUUACCGUACGCGACCAGCAGUCAACCAACGCCUUCGGCUCUAUGGGCAUCGCUGGAUGUAUCCAACGAUACGGAGAUUCGCUGUCAUUUGGAGACGGAUCCCAACAAAACCUACCGUGUCCAGCAAUCCGAUUUCCACCCUGAUUCUCAAGCAUUCGCAGCUUGCCGGGAUGUCGUCAAUUUUCUCGAGAAGCACCAAAAGGCCGGUCCGUUUCUUGAGCCAGUGGAUCCGGUUGCGCUCGGCAUUCCUGAUUACACCAAAGUAAUCGCCAACCCCAUGGACAUUUCUACCCUGUCUUCAAAACUGGAAAAUGGCCAAUACUCCAACGUCCCACCGAAGCAAUCAGCCGGGAGAAGCCCCGUCGCCAGAAUGCUCAACGGAACUUUUCGGGACGACGUUGAGCUCAUCUUUGACAAUGCUAUGCUCUUCAACCCUCCCAAAGACUUUAUCCACCAAGACGCUUCCACACUCAAAAAGGCCGUUUGUCGAAAGAUGGACUCGAUGUCUCAAAGUUUUGAUGCCAAGUUUCGACGAUCCAGUCGGAAUCAAGAGAAGCAGAGCAUCUACAUGGACGAGGACUCUGACGUGGACAUGUACGAGUACGAAAGCGACAACGAUGACGACGACGAUUAUCACGGUGGCGGAUCCAGACGUAAGCGGAAACGAUCGAAAGGGCAGGCACGACCAAAGGCGGACGACAACUCGACACGCGCCAUGGAACAUGCGGUUCGGCUUCAAAAGACAUUAAGCGACACGCUUGGGCUCCGCGGCCCGUUUGCCAACUUUCGUGUCGAGAACGACUCUUCCAGUUUUUCAUUCCCAGCCAAUUGGAGUUGCCGUCGUCGGAAACCUGGUGUCGUCAACCUGGAGGAUGACACGGAAGAAGAAGCUGUUCCAGAAGAAACGAGUAGUGCUGUUGCAUCGUCAGAGCAUGAGAAAGAGUUGAUUCAACUAGCACAGCUGCAACGUACCUUGGACGAGACAGAAAGCACAGGCGUCCGACGGUCGACUCGUGCCAACAUCCAAGAGGAUACGAGCAGCAGCCGCAAGAAGAAAGUGAAAGCCUCCGACACGGAGUACUUUAUGUUGAAUCAGUUUGAGCAGAACCACAUCAAUGCAACCGACGAGCUCAAGCGAAUGCCCGCUCCCUGUAGUCGGCACGAUAUUGAGUACAUUUGCGAGCGAUUGCACGACACGUACUAUGCCAAGCUCUACAUGGAGUUGGGUGCGUCUUUGGAGCAAUCUACUGCGGCGGACUCUGGCGACGGCAAGGCCAAGAGUGACAAAUCAGACAUGCCUGCUUUUGGCAGUUUUGCGGAUGGAUCCUUCCCUCCAUUCCUUGGUCGAAUGGUCCCAGUCUCGCUCGCGAAGCACUCCAAGUUCGCAUGGGAGAUCCGUGGCUCGUUUCAGAUCGUGGCGCUACGUUGGAUUAUCCGAGGUUUGAUUGCAUCGGGGCACUUGGGGCAACUGGAGCCAAUGGAGCAAGAGUCGUUGUCAUCGGGGGUGAUCAUGACUAACCACGUGUACUACACCGACAACAGCCUCGAGCCUUUUGCUGUGUUGGACUCGAAGGAAUUGGCAAGGCGACGACGAGCCAACAACGAAGAAGCAGAGUCAAGUGAAGACGAAGUUGAACUGAGCGCGUACGAGAAGCUCCGCGCAGAGAGAGUCGCUCGCAAUGCUGAGCGACUAAAGGCACUCGGGCUUGCUUGA